CAGUGCUUACACUUAAUUCAGUGUUCAGGCGUCUUUGCGUUGAUCGGUCGAGUCAUGUCGGAGCUAGAAUCUGUGUCCCUAUUGGAGAUUCCCCAAGAUGAUUGGCCAAAGUUAAGAGAUUUAUGGGCCACUAAGCCCAUUAUAUCACCUGGCUAUCAAUGUCUGAAAAUUUUCAUUGAUUGGAAGGAAAGAGAACCGGAAUUGCAAUUACAAAUUCUCACAUUAAACGAAAACUGGCGAAACGAUGGAACUUUUGUUCUAUGUCUGAAAUUGAAUGAGCAGAUACAGCAUUUGUAUUUCAAUACUUUGAACGAUAAACUGGAUGGUUUGACUGAAGCUCUUGAGAUUGUCCCAGUAACUGCUAGAAAAUAUUUUCUCUUUGGUUAUUGUUCACGUCUUUUACCCUGUGCCAGAAGCUAUCAUAACAGGUUCCCCGAUAAAAAGGUACACACUAAUGAGACAGUUUGGUAUCAUGCCAGUAAGGAGCUUGUAUCCAGUUUUACCAUUGAAAUCCCUCCGGGUGUAACUCUAAAAACCUUGCAACUUAAGGAUGCUGAAACUAUCAACGAAAUCUGGCCACAUCGUGAGCCUGGUUCGAUAGAUUUUGUCAACCGUCUGAUCAAAUAUAAUGUCAAUGUGGGAGCCUAUGAUGACAGUGGCAAAUUGGUUGCUUGGUGUUUGAGGCUCCCAAUUGGCUCAUUGGGCUUGCUUCAGGUUCUCGAGUCUCACAAACGUUUGGGCCUGGGUAAUCUGAUGGUGCGUUAUCUUUCCAAACAAAUUUCCGCACUCGGAGAUGAAGUUCUGGCUCCUGUUGUCCAUGUCAAUACUCCGUCGCGUAAAAUGUUUGAGAAAUUAGGUUUUCAACCUAUUGAUCGGCUUUAUUGGAGUUUCGAAACUGCUUAACAAAUGAUCCCAAUUGAAAAACGAUCUAAAUCUAAAUUUACAGGACAUUGAGAAAAGACGAAAUGCUCAUAAUACAAUUUUUUUUAAAAUUAUCUGAUUAGUAAAAUUGUAAAUGCUCUUUGUUAUCUAAAUGGUAACAACUUUAAAAGAAGAUAAAUUAAACUCAAGAAUAAUUUCAUUCCAAUUAUAGGAUGUUAUUCUUUUAUGGUCAUCAUCUUCAACAAAAAGUGGAUCAAACAAGGUAUAAACCACGAGAAUGAUAAAAAUUCGAUU
Drosophila willistoni is the source of this 1176-nucleotide messenger RNA. RefSeq lists its product as uncharacterized. Gene Ontology annotation, molecular function: acyltransferase activity, transferring groups other than amino-acyl groups. NCBI's taxonomy places the organism in Eukaryota, Metazoa, Arthropoda, Insecta, Diptera, Drosophilidae. Bases 55 to 903 code for a protein of 282 amino acids. The record is from RefSeq and is a predicted model, not a curated record. The transcript is spliced from 4 exons.